Peromyscus leucopus (white-footed mouse) is the source of this 942-nucleotide messenger RNA. It is a transcript of the gene Clic2, whose product is annotated as chloride intracellular channel 2. NCBI's taxonomy places the organism in Eukaryota, Metazoa, Chordata, Mammalia, Rodentia, Cricetidae. The transcript is spliced from 6 exons. The record is from RefSeq and is a predicted model, not a curated record.
AUGAGAAACCUUGGAGAACUCAAUCCUAAGUGGGAUGUCUUAUCAAACCCUUCAUUUGAAGGUUCAGGCAUCUACUCAGAAGAAGAGGCUGGAAGUGAUGGGGAAAGUAUCAGAAAUUGUCCCUUUUGCCAAUGCCUUUUUAUGAUACUCUGGCUUAAAGGAGUUAAAUUUAAUGUGACUACUAUUGACAUGACCAGAAAAUCUGAAGAACUGAAGAACUUAGCCCCAGGUAUCAAUCCUCCAUUCUUGGUAUAUAAUAAGGAGUUGAAAACAGACUUCAUUAAAAAUGAGGAAUUUCUAGAGCAGACACUGGCUCCUCCAAGAUAUCCUCACCUGAGUCCCAAGUACAAGGAAUCUUUUGAUAUGGGCUAUAAUCUCUUUGCCAAGUUUUCUGCAUAUAUUAAGAAUAUACAAAAAGAAAGCAACAAAUUUUGAAAAAAAUCUCUGCUAAGAGAAUUUAAACAUCUGAAUGACAACUUAAAUAUUCCACUUCUGGACAAAAUUGAUCAAGACAGUGCUGGGAAGCACACAGUUUCCAGAAGUCUGUUCUUGGAUGGAGAUCAACUAACACUGGCUGACUGCAGUUUGUUAUCCUAACUGAAUAUUAUUAAAGUUACUGCCAAGAAGUACUGUGACUUUGACAUUCCAGCAGAAUUCUCAGGAGUCUGGUGCUAUCUCCACAAUGCCUAUGCCCAUGAAGAAUUUGCCUACAUAUGUCCUGAAGACAAAGAAAUUGAAAAAAUGUAUGCAAGUGUGGCUAAACAGUAGAGACAAGACAACUCUUUCAGGAGAGAAACUUCUCUUUGUUAUCAAAUUUCACUUUGUACCUUAUUGGAAAUAUUAUUAGAAAUAAUAGCAUGUAAAAUACUAUUUCUUCUAAUCAACUCAGUAAUGGGAAAAAAAAAACUCUAAGUUUUCUGUUAUCUAGUUAGCCAUAAACAA